Messenger RNA from Raphanus sativus (radish), 778 nucleotides. RefSeq lists its product as uncharacterized. The record is from RefSeq and is a predicted model, not a curated record. Gene Ontology annotation, molecular function: nucleic acid binding; RNA-DNA hybrid ribonuclease activity. NCBI's taxonomy places the organism in Eukaryota, Viridiplantae, Streptophyta, Magnoliopsida, Brassicales, Brassicaceae. The transcript has a single exon. The coding region runs from base 1 to 714 and encodes 237 amino acids.
AUGUCUUCUAUGUCGAUUCCUGAACCACAACGACGAUCUAUACCCUGGAUCCUGUGGAUGAUAUGGAAGAAUAGAAACAUGAUCUUAUAUUCUGAUACCCAAGAAUCCCUUAGCCAUCAACUUCAACAAGCCAUUGAGGAAGCUCGACUCUGGCAUGAAGUCAACACUAAUAGUUCUGACACUGAUAUAGAUCAAGGUCUGUUAGGAGCAAAGAAGAAAUGGGAACCUCCUCUCGCGGGUUCUGUCAAGUGUAGCGUCCACUCAAAUUGGCGAAAUGCGGUACUACAUAGUGGGGUAGCCUAUAUUGUCAGAGAUUAUCAAGGUAAUGUGUUACACCAUUCAAGGGAUGCCAUUACGUCUUCGCCAAAUAGACUCACAGCUGAGCUACGUUGCUUGAUAUGGACGCUUCGCAGCAUGAAAGACUUGGGAUACCAAAACUUGGUGGUUGGAUCGGAUUCUAAAGAAGCUAUUGAGGCAGUUAGAACUCCUAAAGACUGGCCUCGGUACCGUUCUGACCUGACUGAGAUCACACACCUUUUAACUCUGUUCCGAUCAGUCACUUUUGAAACAGAGUCGAUGGUCUCGAAUCAGAUAGCUAGAGAGAUUGCACGGAGUGUCCUCCGGGAUGGGCGUUUUAAUUCUUAUUUAGCGCUAGGAGGUCCUCCUUGGUUACAUCAGAGAAUUUUAAGAGAAGCCACAGCUUUUUGCUCAUAGAUCUUGUUUAGGUUGAGCAAUCUGUUUUGUUUUCUCUUCUAAGGUUUUUGCGUUUGCUUUUUGU